GGGUCAGGAGGCAGGGAAGAGGGAGUUGAUUUCCAGAGCUGUGAAGAAGGGAAAACGGUGAUGGUUUCGGUCAAUGGAGCUCUUGGUGAUGCUAUCCUUCCAAACAGAUGUGCACAAAUGCUCCCGCUGGUCUCUGCGUCUGCUCCCCAACGGGUCUUAAGAGCAGAGGUCACAGCUCAGUACCUUUCCAGGCCUUGAUUACCUCACCAGCACUCCCUAGGAUGUGCCCGUGGCGGAAAAGUUGACGCAAGCGCACAGUGACUAGAAAUCUGCGUCCAAAGGCUGUGUGGUGGUGAGCGUGGCGGCAGAGCUAGGCUGGUUUUGUCUUGGUCACUAACGCCUGUAGAGACCUCGUGGCUCACACUGUUAUUUCAUGGAGUAAGAGUUUAAAGAUUUGCAGGGCUUCACCCACGGGAGCACAGGAAGGAAGUCUUACUCCGAGAGGGCUGCCUGAUGUAAGGGAAGAAUUGUCGCUUCGGGCUUUAUCUGGGCAGAGUGAUUCCCUAAACAAGGUGGACAGUUUGCAUUUCGCUCCUCUAAGGCCAUGGAGACCGUGCGCAUCGCAGUCAUCGGCGCUGGUGUGAUAGGACUGUCAACUGCCGUGUGCAUAUCCCAGGUGGUCCCUGGAUGUUCCAUUACUGUCAUCUCAGACAAGUUCUCUCCCGAUACCACCAGCAAUGUAGCAGCUGGAAUACUUAUUCCUCACACGUAUCCAGACACGCCUGUGCCCAUGCAGAAGCAGUGGUUUACAGAGACCUUCCAGCACCUGUCCACAAUUGCCAAGUCUGCAGAAGCCGCGGAUGCAGGCGUUCAUCUGGUGUCUGGGUGGCAGGUAUUUCGGAGUGUCCCCACUGAAGAGGUGCCUUUCUGGGCUGAUGUCGUUCUGGGAUUUCGAAAGAUGACCGAGGCAGAGCUGAAGCGAUUCCCUCAAUAUGAAUUCGGUCAGGCUUUUACAACCCUGAAGUGUGAGACCGCUGCCUACCUCCCAUGGCUGGAGAAAAGGUUAAAGGAAAGCGGAGGUCUGCUACUCACCAGGAGAAUAGAAGACUUGUGGGAGCUGCAACCAUCCUUUGACAUCGUGGUCAACUGCUCAGGCCUGGGAAGCCGACAGCUUGUGGGAGACUCCAUGAUUUCCCCUGUAAGGGGCCAAGUGCUCCAUGCACAGGCCCCCUGGGUGAAGAAUUUCAUCCGAGACGGGAGUGGCCUGACGUACAUCUACCCUGGUACAUCCUAUGUAACCCUGGGAGGAACCAGACAAAAAGGAGACUGGAAUCUAUCCCCAGAUGCGGAGCUUAGCAGAGAGAUUUUUUCUCGAUGCUGUGCUCUUGAGCCCUCCCUCCACAGAGCCAGCAACCUAAGAGAGAAAGUGGGCCUGAGGCCCAGCCGGCCAGGUGUGUGUCUGCAGAAGGAGAUCCUAGUCCGAGGGGGACAGAGGCUCCUUGUGGUCCACAACUACGGCCACGGGAGUGGGGGCAUCUCAGUGCACUGGGGUUCGGCUCUGGAAGCCACCAGGCUGGUGAUGGAUUGGAUCCGUACCCUCAGGACCCCAGCUCCUGUGUCAAAGCUGUAACUGACACCAGGCGUCAGCGAAUAACCGCAGGUGAUGUUGGUCAGCGCAGUUCAGGGUUCACGAUGGGGCCUCAUAAUGUCUCCCUGGCUGGAAAGUUGACUCUGAUCUUUGUUUUCACAAUUAGAAAUCAUACAACACAGUAGACUCAGAAAGCUUGCUACUAACGACAUAUGGCACAAAACUCCAUUUUGUCCAAAUAUGUGUUAUUAAAAAAUGUUUAGCUAGGCAAUGGUAGCAUAUGCCUUUGAUCCCAGCACUUGGGACGCAGAAGCAGGCCAAUCUUCGUGAGUUCGAGGCUAACCUGGUUUCCAGAGCGAAUUCAGGACAACCAAGUCUACACAGAGACACCCUGUCUUGAAAAACUAAAGCAAACUAAAACAAAACAAAAAAAACAAAACCUUGUUAUCUAGGGUAACAUUUGGGAAGGAUCUAAUGCUAAUUUAUAUGAAUGAUAUAAGUGAUACGGAUUUUUGUAUCUUUAAUCCAUAAACCCGUACUGGGAGACAAUGUGUAGGAAACACUUGGAUCCCUGUCAGUUGUAGAGUUGUGUGAGAUCCUCUUAGGUCAGAGAGCCAACCAAACAAGCCUUACGAUCCCUUGAGAUAAGGUCACACAGUGCGGACCGCCUGUCUUUAACUGGAGACAAAGCACGGUUAUUGCCAGCGCAGGCAGCCACCGCUUCCUCCCCUCGGCUGGUAAUGAUGGUAGAAGAUGGAGGUGGGGUUGCCUAUGAAAACCUCACCAGUUUGGGAGCAGCUAGGUGUCUGUCACUGUGUGUGUUUUGUUGUUUCUGGGACCAAACACCCAACAGAAACAACCUAAAGAGUUCAUUUGCUCAUUGUUUUGGUCCACCAUGCCAAGGGAGGGCCCUUUAGAACAGAGCUGUUCUGCUCAGGCCUAGAGGGGCAACAGGAAGUAUCAGGGCCAGGUACAGCCUGUACACCCCCAAUCCACUUUAUACCUCUUCCAAUCAGCCCCCACUUCCUAUACUUCUCUUUUCUCCCAAUAGUUCAUUCAGUUCUUGAAUUCAUCAACAGAUUAAGUCAUUCAUUAGGUCAUUUGUAGCUACCCUCAGCCCCACCCAAAGGGGUGUUUUAGUAAUCAUCUAAGUAAUCCCCCAUCUUGUAAAGCUGACAAUGGGGAUCUACCAUGGAAGUCACCUAGGGUGCGUAUUCCAUUCAUAAAUGACGGAGAGCCGGCUGACUGCAGGGUGAAUGAGCAUGGCUGAAGACUGAGUAGUCUGUGCAGAAAGCUAAUUGGCUAAUGGAGAUGGAACAGUCGUUUUAAAUGACAUAAGAUACAAAGUCUUCUUCGUGUUAAGUUAAAAAGUAUUGGGGAAGAAAGAAAUGUGUCUUGCAGUAAAAUAAGUUUGAGAAUUGCUGAGUUGAAUAAUUUAGUGUGAUUCCCUAACUUAAGUCUGUUCGGAGCCUUUAGCCUGUGCCUGGGCAUGUGGACCCUCAGGACCCUAGGAGAAGAUGUACCUAUUCACUGAGAAAAGCAACCCUGGAGGAAGUUUUGUUUCUGAAUAAUCAAGUCUAUCUUGAAGGUAUUUGAGGGAGGUGUGAGAUUAGUCAUACAUACAGGGACAGGGCCUGAGAGAUGGCUCAGAAGUUAAGAUUGCUCACAACUUCCUAGAACUACAGCUUCAGGGAGUUCAACACCCUCUUCUGGCUUUUGUAUGUGCGUGCGCGCGCGCACACACACACACACACACACACGCCCCUUACAGUGUUCUGUUGGUGUGAAGAGACACCAUGAUAACAGCAACUGGAGAUGGCUUACAGUUUCAGAGAUUUAGUUCAUUAUCAUCAUGGUGGGACAUGGCGGCAUGCAGGCAGACAUGGUGCUGGAGAAGGAGCUGAGAGUUCUACAUCUGGACCCAUAGACAGCAGGAAGAGAGAGAGCCACUGGGCCUGACUUGGACCCUUGAAACCUCAUAGCCCACCUCACACUUCGUCCAGCAAAGCCACACCUCCCAGCCCCUCCCAGCUCCUCCCAGGUACUGCUACUCCCUGAUGACCAAGCAUUCAAAUAUAUGAGUCUAUGGGGGCCAUUCCUAUCCUUUCACACACAUACAUAUAGAUGCACACACAUAUACAUUAAAUAAAUCUUUAAAAAUUAUUUUAAAAUGCAGAGAUGAGAAGAUUCCUAGCAUAGCUCAUGUUCAUCUUCCUGUUGAGGUUUGCACGUGAUUUUGCAUGUGUUUGAAGGAGCGCUAUGCCAAGCCUUCAGAGACUGCAGUAUUUUGUUAAACUAAGCAGGGUUAUUUCUAUUAAUUUCCACCAGGGGGUGAUAUUGUAUCAAACUCAAAUAAACUAGACUGGAAAUUUAGAAAUGACAAGAAAUAAAAAGUAGGUAACUCCGUG
Chionomys nivalis (European snow vole) is the source of this 3936-nucleotide messenger RNA. It is a transcript of the gene Ddo, whose product is annotated as D-aspartate oxidase. Lineage: Eukaryota; Metazoa; Chordata; Mammalia; Rodentia; Cricetidae. Gene Ontology annotation, molecular function: FAD binding; D-amino-acid oxidase activity. The transcript is spliced from 4 exons. The record is from RefSeq and is a predicted model, not a curated record. Bases 545 to 1570 code for a protein of 341 amino acids.